GUCCGCCAUGGCGCCGCAGCUGGGCUCGUUAGUGCUCGUUACCGUGGCGGCAGCCUCUGCAGCCCUGGGGCUCAGCCUGCAGCGCGCAGACUCGUCGGAGGCGGCUAUCCUCUCCCUCCACAGACCGCCGCCGGUCGGCAACGCCGUCCACCUGCGCUUCCGCGAGACGCCCGUCUGGCUCGCCUGCCAGAUGCGGGACUCCCCCGCCGACAGGUUCGUCCACCACGCGGCCGCUGCCGACGACGACAACGACACUUCCUCUCUGCCGGACGUCGUUUUCAGAGCCUUCGAUACUGGCACCAGCUUUAAUCUGGCAGGACGUUUCGGGCGUCGCAGUGACGCAGCGGAUGUGUGCUCGCAACAGGUACGAGUGCCGGUUCGAGGCGAGCGAGGCGCAGCGGGCGGAGCUGCGGCAGCGCGAGAUGCUGCGCAUCGGCGUGGGCAUCGUGAUGAUGAAGUACGAGGACGAGAAGUGGUUCUCGGGCGACCUGCCGCCGUUCGACUGCACGACGCGGCGCAGCGCGCUGCCGCGCUGGCUGUUCGACCUCGAGGUGCGCCGGCCGCCCGCCGCCGAGGCGGAGGCGGCUCUGUGCGCCUGGAAGCGCCACUACCCGCGCGGCUGGCGCGGCCUCGACGCGCUCGCGCCGCUCGCUGUCGACUUCCCGGACCUGCCGACCGUCGCCUGCGCCAUGGCUCCGCCAGACGACUUCUCGGCCGGCACUGUCGCCUUCACUCUGCCCGGCCUCGCCGACCCGCCCUUCGUCUGCGUCUUCCGAACCUACCGGGACUUCCCCGGGCUGGUCGAGACGCAGCUGCAGCGACAGCUGGACGACCUGCAGCGGCGGCUGCGCGCCUCUCAGGAGCCCCAGGGAAACCACGCGGUCCGCUGCGAGCGGGCAGGCAAUGGCGAGCCGUCCUCUCUCUCCAGCAAGGCCAAGAGGGUGACUUUUGUGGUACGGGCCGCCGGUGGCUACACCGCUCGAUGCAGGUUCCGGGUGUCAAAGGAUGCAUUUUCUAAAUGAUUCUACGAAGCUGUCAUCAUCGUAGUGACAGCAGGAAUGGACUGACAGAUGAAAACACACCGAAGAGGACAACUAGGAUUCUGUGUCAUGAAUUCGCUCUUCUGCUGGAGUGCGUAGCGUUCCUAAAAUGAAAAAUAUACUUUUCCCGUCUACCACAGUUGUGUCUCUUAUAUCUGUAGCCCUACUGACAUCUAACAGCAUUCUUUGGUUUCAGUCAUCAGAGGAAUAUACCAUAAAGAUGACAAAGAAAGAAAGGAAAAUGAAAUCUGAGUUCCCAGUCUAGCAACAUGGCAUGGGCCUGGAAAUUAAACGCAUUUUGGAAUUUAUAACGUUUUUUUCUGUAAGAGAUACCUUCCCGCGCCCGCUGCUGUAGCUGCAAAAUAAUUGCCUUCUGUUCAUAGAAAUGCUUGUUGCUUCAAUAAAGGAAUUGGAAUAAUUAAUGAA
Schistocerca piceifrons (Central American locust) is the source of this 1466-nucleotide messenger RNA. RefSeq lists its product as uncharacterized. NCBI's taxonomy places the organism in Eukaryota, Metazoa, Arthropoda, Insecta, Orthoptera, Acrididae. The coding region runs from base 8 to 1018 and encodes 336 amino acids. The record is from RefSeq and is a predicted model, not a curated record. The transcript has 4 exons.